Bursaphelenchus okinawaensis is the source of this 2324-nucleotide messenger RNA. Lineage: Eukaryota; Metazoa; Nematoda; Chromadorea; Rhabditida; Aphelenchoididae. The record is from the annotation of a GenBank genome assembly.
AUGUCGGCGCUUUUCGGUCGUUCCGACGCGUUUUGUCUAACUUUUCUUGAAUUUUGUAAGCUUUUUGGUUCAUUACUUUAUAGAAUAUUGGUCAAAAAGUAUGUAGAAUUGAAUUUUGUUUUAAAAUUUUUUUUUUUCAUUUUGAAAUUUGGGUAGGGUAAAGUAGGGUAGGUUGGGCAGGGUAAUAAAAGGUAGGAAGGAUAGGGUAAAGUAGGGCGGCGAAAUAAUAUGGCUAGGCUAUGAUAUUUUAGGCUAAAAUCUGAUUUUUUACAAUCUUUCAGACCUAAAAAAUAACCUUUUCUAUAAACUUUUUGACCUUAAUCUAUAAUUUUUAACAUAACCAAUCUCAUCAUUCCAGACGUCUAUGUAACUACCCUGUGCCUACUAUACACGCUGUCGUUGAACUGUACGAAGAAGAAGAAUGGGAAGCCGAGUUUGUGCAUGUCCGAUUGCUCAGCCUCGACCACGAUCACAUGCGACCGGUCGGUCGAGAAGAAGGACAGCCCCAAAGUGCCCAAGAAAGUCAAGAAAAAGAAGGCUCCGAGCAAGGAGACCGCCAAGCGAGAAGUGUCUAUCAAACUGGUACCUAAAAACAAUGUGAAACAGGACUCGACAAAGGUUGUGAAUGCUUCGACUGGCACUCCGUCGGCUGAAGCAAAGUGAGUUGGUUUUGUAAGUUGGGUUAUGGCCAGGGACGUCGUUUGGACGGGGGGGGGGUGGUUUGGGGUGACUUCACUGGUUAGGGCAUUGUAGGGUAUAGAGGGUAGAGUAAGCUAUAGUAUUAUAGAGUAAGGUGCGCUAUGACUGGGAGGGUAAGGUAAAGUAUGGUAUUGUAAGGUGUUAUAGGACAGGGCAAGGUACGGUAGGAUAGGGUAGGGUACGGUAGGAUAGGGUAGAGUAAGGUAAAGUAUGGUAUUGUAAGGCGUGUUAGGGCAGGGUAAGGUACGGUAGGGUAGGGUAUAUAGAAAUAGGGAAUGAGUCGGGCCAGGCCUGAGCAAAAUUUUGGUCGGGCCGGGUCUGGAAAUUCCGGAAAAGCCGGCCUUGUCUGUUUGUAAAAAAAUCCGGGCUGGGCCUGGGUUUGGAAAAAAACUUAGGUCGGACCGGGCCUGAAACUUGGGCCCGACUCGUUCCCCAUGACUAAGGGACUAGGGUAGGGUAUGGCAAUGUAGAGUAGAGUAGAGGGUAGGGUAGGGUAAUGUAGAGUAGGGUAGAGUAGUGUAGGGUAGGUAGGGUAGGGUAGGAUAGGGCAGGGUAGGGUAGGGUAGGGUAGGGUAAGGUAAAGUAGAAGGUCACGGCCUACAGUAAGAUUUGGUUUUUUACGUCUAUUCCCUUGGCUCUGAGGGUAGGGCAAGAUAAAGUCUAUUUAUAAUAGGUUUAUGUUUUUAUAAUAUUUGUUCUCUAGAGGUCAGCUCAAAAAGGUAAAACCCUACUUUUCAGACCAAGAGUAAUCGAAAAAGAAACAGGCGAAUGUGAUAAGGCGGACGGAGACUCGGAUCCAGAAGCGAAGGGCGAGAACACGUGUACGAUCAGUUUGGGCCGAAAUCUCAGCGACUCGAACAGUCAUCGAACCAUCGUUCCGUCGGAUACUGACAGGUACUUUUGCCCAGCUUAUAUUAUAUUAGGUCGAACCAAAAUCAGCGGGACGCUUUCCAUCUGUUGUUCAAUUAAGAAGUGUCCCACUAUUAUUGGUUCAAACUAAUAAUGCUAAAAUUGAUAAUGCUAACCUAAUAAUGCUAAAAUUGGCAGGUUCUAUAUCUUUUACUUGAAGAUGUUGAUGUAUUUUGCUAUUCCAGGUCACUAAUCCGCAUGGACAACACCCAACACUCGUCGAAGACGCUACGCUCCAAAAAACACUUUAUCCCUCGGCCCAAACCCGUCGCAACCUCCCCGACGAUAAAGCCUACAUCAACAAACCAACCAACAGAUGAGAAUAAAGUGGUAAUCUAAUAUUGUGGGUUCAUUUUGGGUUACAUGUGUUGCUUCAUAUAUUAUCUUGGAUUGGUUUGGACGGGAGGGUAAAGAUAUAAAGAGACUUUAGGGUAUGGCAGGGAAGGGAUGAAUAAAGUAGGGUAGGGUAGAGGCGGAGAGCGUAGAGUAGGAUAGUGUAGGAUAGGGUAAAGUAGGGUAGAGAACGGUAGGUAGAAUAAGGUAUUGAUUCUUCAAUUCGCUCGUACACUUGUUACCUUCUUCUAUUCGGCCGUACACAAGUUGCUCUCAACUCAAUUCGUCCGUACAUAAGUUUCCAUAACGAACAUUCAAUACCAUUUCAGAUAACAUUAACCUUGAUUUUUACCAUCAAAUCACUCCCAAAACACCGAGAUUAA